Molecule: messenger RNA, 4316 nt
Organism: Panicum virgatum (switchgrass)
Lineage: Eukaryota; Viridiplantae; Streptophyta; Magnoliopsida; Poales; Poaceae
Exons: 3
Coding region: 1603-4020 (805 amino acids)
Source: RefSeq, a predicted model, not a curated record
GGUCAUUCGAUGGCCAUCGCCCGCGGCAGCGAGCUGAUCACGCUCCUCUGGGCGUUGCUCUUCCAUGUUGGGAUCGUUAAUAGGCCGGAUCUGGGGUCCGGACGCGCCCCAUGCCGGCGAUGAUGGCAUUCAUUGCUGCCACCGGCCGGCGGGUCUGCCACUCUGCCUUGCUUGCGGUCUUCUUCUUGGGCGUCGUCUCUGCUUCUCCAGAGGCAAAAGCAUGGCGUGUUGGGCAACAAGGGCACUGUACUGCAUCACAAGCUAGCCUCCUCAUGCAUGGUGAGUACUUUGAUGAGGUGCUUGCCGUCCAGCACAAGACUAGAAUGAGGAAUGUUUGGUCCAGAGCUGCUGGAUGUUCGCGUCGACUUUUUGCUGGGCUAGUGGCCUUCCCCUUCCAUUGGUCCUUGAACAAAGUGACUACCGACUAGUGAAUACUGACUAUCCCCAGAUGCCAACACCGAAAAGAAAAAGAAGGACGUACGGCACGGUUAGCUUUUGGCCAGCCCAAGGUGCUGCAGAUCAAUCAUAACAGGAAAUCGUGCAUCCGUACCAAGGCUCCCUGAAUAAUCAGGACCAGGAUUACAUUAGAUGCAUGGUCAUGGUCCCUCGAAGAUAUAAGGCUGUUGCAAGCUAGCAAAGCAAAAAUUAAAGCAGGAGGCCUAAAGCGUAAAGGCGAAACCCAUGUUUGGCCUUUGAUGCUCCUGCUGUACUACUACCCAGUGUAUAUUAUCAUCUAGUCUAUCUGUACCUUCAAGAAUUUUUUUUCGACCUAUUGCAGUAGCAUAAAAAAUGUCCCCGAAACCCCUUUCACAAAUGCCAUUCGUAGUGUUAGAAUUACUAGUAUAUGCUAUUUUUUAUAAUGGUAGAGGUGCGUAAUUUAUAUAUGGUAUAUAGAUUGAGAGGGUUCUUUUAGACUAUUUUUUAUAAUGGAGGAUGUGAUUAAUUUUUUAGAAAACUUAAUAGGUCAAUGCAUAUUAUCAUCAAUGAAGAUUAGAGUCCACCAGUAUAUUUCUCAUUUUUAUGAGAAUGUAUAGGAUUUAUCUUUUUUUUUUCUAGCAGGUCUCAUGACGAUUAAGUGAAGGCUCUAAAAGGAAUAUCCAAUUAAUAAUAGUAUGAUAGAUAUUUUUCUUAGAUAGAGCUUAUCUUCCACAAUUCUUAGUUGUUGCUUUGGAGUUUAUUUUUCAUCUGGUGAGAUAAUUGGUUGUUAGAAAAUUACAUAACAAAAAAACUAGAAAAUAAGAACUCAGUCAUUUCAAACAUAAAUUUCCCAAACAUGUGAAAAUCUCGGCCAAUUUUCAGUCUAAGGGCGUGGCAAUCAUCUUCAAGACAUGGGAAAGAGUACCUAGGUACAAACAGUCAAAGCAGACUGCAUGUGGGCAAAGCUAGAUUCUUUCGAAAGAUACAAAGUCACUGGCCGGGCCACACGGAAUAAAGAAGCGCACGCCUCUUCGACCUGAACUGCUAUGGGAUGUGGAUGACAGUUGCAAUGCCCUUCAGGUUGAUGCAUGCUUACUCUUGCAUAUGGCCUCUCAUCUGCACAAGCCUUUGAGCUAUACAUGGGUGAGGCCAUUGCAUGCGCAGCUAGAGAUCUCCACCUAAAUUAUGCUAAUAGCAGGCUCUAUGGAUCCAGAGAGACCUACCGGGAUGAUCUGCUCCAAUGCUGCAAUGCAGGAACAGUUGCGCUGCCCCAGCCUCGCUGUGGCUGCCUUCUACGACACCAUGGAACGGCAGAUAUGGCUGGGGAACGCGCUGCUGCUCACGGGCGCUGCCAUGACCGGAGUCAUGGUCGGGAUAGGCAGCUAUGGCCGGCGCUACCGCCACCACCGCUUCACCCGCUUCAUCUUCCUCGGAGCCAACACGCUGUUCCUGCCCAUCAUCUCCUACGUCGUCUCCACCCUCGGCAACAACUCCAAUGACUACGUCAACCGGCACAAGGACCGCAUGACGACCUUGGCCGCCUUGUGCGACUCGGUGUUCCACCCCUGCAUGAUCAUAACAUGGGCGUUCCUUUUCCAGAUCGCAGCGAUCAAUACUACCUCGGUGGUCGCCAUUGAUAGCAGAGAGGGUCGUAGGGUUCGGCCUCCUCCGGAGCUACUUCUCAAGGGGGUCUGGAUCUUCUACCUGGGUGCUAGCAUCACAAAGAAACGUUUCUUCCAUGGGCUCUUCCGCUUCUCAUCUAGUGAAGACCACGAACCGCUCACCCUCAUCUGUUCAAAGAUUAUGUUCACUCCCUUUGCUCUCGUGUGUGCCAAAAUUUGGCUCAAAUGUUACUCAUUUGGAAAGGCCAGGAAAUCCUUUGCACUAGGACGCAAUCCUAGUCUUGUUUUUGGGUAUAUGCAGCAGCUACAACGACAGCAAGGGAGAUGCGGAUGGAAUGGUGAGGAUGAGCUUCCUCCUGCUCUCUUGGUUAUGGGAGAAGACAGUAGGAAAGUGGAGAAGCAACCUUGGGGGUAUGUGUUCAGCGAGAUAUGGACACCGGCCAUUGACAGCACCGGCUUGGUGACCCUUGACAGAGUUUGGCAGUUGGACAAGAUGCUUCCGACAUCAUCAACACCAAGCAGACCAAAAGACCUAUGCCUGCCCUUUGCAUUGUUCAAGUUGCUGAGGUGUCGAUUCGCGAGGUACGACCUCGCCAAUGUUGGGCUCAAGUUCUUCUGGAGCUUGUUGCUGAAGGACGGCGAGCAUGACAGGGUGUUCAGGGUAAUUGCAGACGAGCUCUCGUUCCUUAAUGAUUACUACUACUCAUCACUCGCAGUAUCCUACUCCAGGUGUUGGCUACCUAUCCUGAGCAUCCUUAUCUCACUCUUGAGCAUGGGUUACUGCGUCGUGGCUGCAUACUUCAUCGUUGUGUUCGCAGCUCAGGUGCACAAGCAAGGCCGCAAUCAAAUCCACUAUGUAUUCUGGUGCAAUAAGCUGCAGGCCGUGAGCAAAUCUCGGUCUAAAAAGUUUGGGAGCUUGUACUUAGAUGUGGUGCCGGAAUUUCUGCUUCUUGUUUUGGUCCUAAUUGCUGAGGUGAGGGACGUGACUUCCUACAUCUGCUCCAACUGGACAAAAGUAGCCCUCAUAUGCCACUGUGUAAAAACUGCCGCUUUGCAACAUCCACUGGGAGUGCCUAAAUGGAUUGUUAGCCUUUUGCUGCAGUGUAGAUGCAAGAUAACGAAUCACUGGGAUGAAAAAAUAGGCCAGUGUUCAGUACUGGUGCUUCACCCAACUGCAAGGACAACCCUGCUCAGUCUUCUCAGUCGUCUCUUCCAUUUGCCAGAUCAGAAGACAAGGGUCGAGGUGCCAGUGGCAGUGAAAGUUUGCAUUGUGGAUGCACUUAGAACCGCUGCCAGCAGCAAUGGGUGCCAACUAGGCAAUGGCAGAACAUCUCUGCACCGGAGCCAAGUUGGAAAAGGCUUCCUCUGGGCCUGCAAUGGCAAGAGCACAUCUGACACCAUACUUACAUGGCACAUCGCCACAUCCAUUCUUGAGGUGAGGCACCCUUUUCGGCAUGAUGAUCAAGAGCAUGGUUCUUCUCCAGUUUCAGAUCAACGAAAGAUUGCUGCUACCCACCUGUCAAGGUACUGUGCGUACCUUAUGACCUGGUCCCCAGAGCUUCUUCCUGACGAGGAAGCAUGGAGCAAGGGCCUGUAUGAGGCUGUCAAGGAGGACACUGUGCGCGUCCUUGCCGAUCACGCCAUGACGGGGCCGCCAUUGACACCUGAAGCUGAGUACGAGGAUCUGGUCAAGUUGCUAAGUGGAGGCUCGAACCAUUCGGUGGUGAAGAAUGGUGUGUUGCUCGGAAAGCAGUUGGUGGAGUUAGUUGAGGGCGAGGAGGCAGCAUGGGCGAUCCUGGCUGGCUUCUGGGCGGAGAUGAUCCUGUAUGUCGCGCCGUCGAACAACCUGAAAGGGCAUAGGAAGGCCAUUGCCCGCGGCGGUGAGCUGAUCACACUCCUCUGGGCGCUGCUCUUCCAUGCUGGGAUCGUUAGUAGGCCUGAUGGAACCGGCAAUGCUGCCACCACUGGUGGAGGUGUGUAAUGGCCGGCCUAAUUGUUGGGUUUUUGCUAGUGUGCAAAGUGUGCAAGCAUGCUUCUUGUUGAUGUAGUGUGGCAAUAACACUACUUUCAGCAGGGGACUAGGGGAGCCCUAUUGGACCAUAGAAUGGAUGUCACCUUUCACAGUAAUGACAUUUUUGUGAAACUGUAUCUUGCUAGCUAGGUUCAAUAUGAAGUGCAUGUAAAUACGGAUUCACAGUCAUUAGCAGUCUGGUUCAUUGCUUUUCUCUUGUAUAGCUGUGUAAAUCCUGAUAAUACAGAGGCUGGAAUACGAUUCAA